Molecule: messenger RNA, 603 nt
Organism: Mesorhabditis belari
Lineage: Eukaryota; Metazoa; Nematoda; Chromadorea; Rhabditida; Rhabditidae
Source: the annotation of a GenBank genome assembly
AUGAAGCUCUACUCAAUUCUCGUUUUCUAUAAAGAUCAAGAGACAAGUCAAGCUCAAGUCUUGAAAAGUGCUUACGAUUUGGCUUCGUUCAGCUUCUUCAAUCGAAGCUCUGUUCAAGAUUUUAUGCAUUUUACAGGGAAAUUGUUGGUUGAGCGAUCGGGUUCAGGGAGUCGAGCCUCAGUCACUGAACAAGGCUACUGUUUACACGUUUUCCUCAAAAACGAUGGUUUAGCCGGUGUCUGUGUCACUGACAACGAGUACCAACAACGUGUCGCUUUCACGAUGUUGACAAGAGUUUUAGACGAUUUCACGACAAAAGUUCAUUCAAGUCAAUGGGUUAAAAUCAAGAAAGAAACCGAUUGCCAGUACAAUGGAUUAUCAGCAUUUCUUGCGAAAUGGCAAACUCCUAGUGAAGCCGAUCCAAUGACAAAAGUGCAAGAAGAGGUCGAAGAGACCAAAGUCGUCAUGCAUCAAACGAUUCAAUCGGUUUUAGACAGAGGAGAGAAAUUGGAUGAUUUAGUAAAGAAAAGUGAUGCCUUGUCAGAACAGAGUAAAUUAUUCUAUACGCAAGCGAGAAAGAUGAACAAAUGCUGUAACUAUGUU